AUGAAGAUUACUCCUGAAGCAGCAACCAAAUACCCUGACUUGGAUGAUUUAGUGAAAUUGUAUUCUCGUCGAAAUCAACAAGCCAUCUUUUGGGAAGACCAGGUGCACGCUCACUUAUCCAUUGUUGAUGCACAACCGAAUAAGUUGGUCUGGGAGUUUGAUGUCGAAGAAAAGCAUUGUAACCAAUUGGGUAACAUGCAUGGUGGUUGUGUGGCAACUAUUAUUGACAUCUGUAGCAGUUUUGCUAUCCUUGUGUUUGAAGGCAAACGCAAGUGGAAGUUGAUUGGUGUCUCUACUGAUCUGGGUGUGUCCUAUAUGCGAGGAAUCCCUGCUGGCGGCAAGGCACGACUUGAAUGCGACGUCCAAAGAGUGGGAAAGACGCUUGCCAAUAUCUAUACCAAAGUAUACGACGAGGCUGGAAAUCUCUGCUACGCCGGAUCACAUACAAAGUACUGCAUCGAUGCCAAUUUGUAA
Messenger RNA from Lichtheimia ornata, 474 nucleotides. RefSeq lists its product as uncharacterized. The record is from RefSeq and is a predicted model, not a curated record. The coding region runs from base 1 to 474 and encodes 157 amino acids. The transcript is spliced from 3 exons. Gene Ontology annotation, molecular function: fatty acyl-CoA hydrolase activity. NCBI's taxonomy places the organism in Eukaryota, Fungi, Mucoromycota, Mucoromycetes, Mucorales, Lichtheimiaceae.